Molecule: messenger RNA, 810 nt
Organism: Pseudozyma hubeiensis SY62
Lineage: Eukaryota; Fungi; Basidiomycota; Ustilaginomycetes; Ustilaginales; Ustilaginaceae
Exons: 1
Coding region: 1-810 (269 amino acids)
Cellular component (GO): mitochondrion
Molecular function (GO): thiosulfate-cyanide sulfurtransferase activity
Source: RefSeq, a predicted model, not a curated record
AUGAAAAAAUGUGGCAGCAGCACAGAACAGUCUCUCUCAGCUUUCCUUCGCGAGACAAGCUUUGAAUCACGUCACGGCGGCAAAGAGGCAGUUGAACCGGAAAAUACACUCUCUGAACACGGCAUACGCACCGGCCAACGCAACACAUCUCAUACUCUCCUCAUCUCCAUCGCUUCUUCUCGUCCCACCACCACGGCUUUGUGCUCAACACCCUUUGCUACUCGCUUGUCCAUCAUGUCGGCUCGAUCACUCGCCCGCGCAGUACGACCGCUUCGUCUGCCCCGUGUGGCAGCGACGCUCCCUCACCAUCCCAUCGCUGCAUUCCACCCGAUCCCCCUCCGCACAUCGACCCCCCAAACCUCCUCCCUUUCCCUCCGCACAUUCUCCACCACCCUCUCCCACCUCUCCAAAGACACAUCAUGGUCUUCCAAAGGCCCGCUGAAGUACACCGAACUCAAACCCGAAACAUCCUCCCCCUCCGGCAACAUCACCAUCAUCGACGUCCGCGAACCCAACGAGGUCGCCCAAGGCAUCAUCCCCUCUGCCGUCAACGUACCCCUCUCCCAAUUCCAAAAGGCCUUCUCCGGUGACGGCGGUGACUUCCUCCGUGAAUUCGCUUUCCAACGCCCCGCGUACGACGACAAGAUCGUCUUCUACUGCAGAAGCGGAAAGAGGAGCCAACAGGCCUUGGAGUUCGCCAACAAGAACGGCUGGUGGAACACGAGGAACUACGAGGGAAGCUGGUUGGAUUGGGUUCAGCAGGAGGAGGCCAGAGGACAGCAGAGCAAGAUCAAGGAGGACGACGAUUGA